Iphiclides podalirius (scarce swallowtail) is the source of this 3789-nucleotide messenger RNA. The record is from the annotation of a GenBank genome assembly. Lineage: Eukaryota; Metazoa; Arthropoda; Insecta; Lepidoptera; Papilionidae.
AUGUCGACGGUGCCAUCCCUUAGGAUGGUCUAUUUCGAGCCGUUUAAUGAUGAUGAGGGUUUGCAGCUGGUGCAGCAGGGCGGGUUCUGGUCGGCGGAGGAGGGCGGGGUGCAGUGGGGGGCGGCGGCGAGGGCCCGAAUAGUAGCCACGGCGGACUCCCUCUCCGUGGCACAGUUGCCCACGCGCCUCGCGGUCCUACUGCCACCCCUGCUUCUCACGGAGCCGGAUGAUGAGGAACUGACAGAAAUUGCGAAGAAGACUUUAUUACAGAACAUUUCAACAGCCAUAUCGGAGAAUGACGUGUCUCAGCUUGUACAGAACAUGCUGUCAAUGUACAAAGAGGUAUCUGAAACCUUCACUUCCCGUUCACAUUACACAUGGAAUGCAUCCCACCUGAGGAAAUGGUGCGAAGGCAUCAAAUGGCAUGCUCUCUCUACCCGCGCUCAAUUAGAUACGGCUAUAAGGGCUGAGGCAGACAUAAUUUUCAAAAAUAGGCUGGUGACAGAGGAGGAGAGGGAAGAAUAUAUUUCGAUAUCGAGGCGAUAUUUGAAGCAAUGCGAUGACGCGUUAUUAUUUUUCAAAACGAAACUACGCAAUGAUGGUGUUUUUAUGGAGUCAGUCGAUUAUAACGUUUGGUACCAAGAUACGCAGAAAUUGAUAAAUCAGUGCUUAACAGAAAGCGACAAUAAUAUAUUUAGGGAGACAGGAAUCGAAGCUUGCACUGAAUUAGCUAUUCUAUGCCCUACUAUUGCGCGAGCGGCGAAUGGGGGAGCGGCUCUUUGCGUGGGGAGUGCGGGAGCGGGGCGGAGGGAUGCGUGCGCACUAUUGGCGGCGGCACUGCCCGCAACUUUGCACUCGCUGCACAACCCCAAACAUUUCGCCACGCUCUUCAAGAAUGCCCUGACUUCGGCCAGUGAAAACACGCGCACUCUGAUCGUCGUCGAAGAGUCGGCGAUAAAUGACGAGACUUUGGCUUGUAUAGAGGCGUUUAUGCACGCCAACACAAUACACGCCGUACCGGCCAACAUCAUGCCGUCUCUUUCUAACGCGCAGCCGACCCAGCAUCUGCUGCAAAAUAUAAAACAGAAUUUAGGCAUCGUCCUUCUACUGGACAAAGAUCAGAAUAACCUGUCAGAGCUAAUAGAGAAAUAUCCGGUGCUACAUAACGAUAGUAAUAUUGUAUGGCUGGAGCGAUGGUCUGAGGAGACCUUACGUCAAUUGCCCCCACUUAUAAUACAGAGACUGGUGAAAGAGGACGUGUCCGACGUGUCGAAGGAGGACUUGGACACUGUGCCAGUGGAAGGCUUUGUGGGCAUUUACAAGAGCGUAGGAGAGGAGUGGUUGCGUGCUCCAUGCCGAUACGUUCGCUUCGUCACAUCCUACUACCACAUACUGAGCAGAAAGAAGACGGAGCUUGUUCAGAGGAAAAAUAUGCUGUCGUCCGGCUUGGAGGCGCUGCACCGUGCGAGGAGUGAGGUGGCAACCCUGCAAGCCGAAGCGGCCGAGCAGGAGUUGGCGCUAUCCGAGAAACAGGCCGCGGCGAACAGCGCCCUCGACCAGAUAGGCGCCACCGUGCGCGCCACCACCGACAAGAAGGACGAAAUGCACGCCCUCAAGAGGAGCAUCGAGCUCGAGAACGAGAAGCUGCAGAUAAGGAAAAAGGAGAUUGAAGAGGAGUUGGCGUCUGUGGAGCCCGUGAUAAAGGCGGCGCGGGCGGCCGUUGGCGAUAUAAAGCCGGAGUCGCUCAGUGAGGUGCGGUCGUUGAGGGCGCCGCCGGACGUGGUCCGCGACGUGCUCGAGGGCGUGUUGCGGCUGAUGGGCAUAGCGGACACCUCGUGGCACUCCAUGAAGAGCUUCCUUUCCAAGAGGGGGGUCAAAGAGGACAUACGAUGUCCACGGGCGGCGCUAAUCACCCGACGUCAGAUCAGCGGCGAAGCGGCGGCGUCCGUGCAGCGGCUGCUGGAGCGGCGCGGCGCCUCCUUCGAGCAGGCAGCGGCGAGGCGGGCGAGCGCCGCGUGCGCACCGCUGGCCGCCUGGGUCAAGGCGAACCUCGACUACGCGAACGCCCUGCGCCGGGUGCAGCCGCUGCAAAUGCAACAGCGCGAGCUGCACAGGAAUCUGCAGCAGGCCGAGGCGGAGCUGGCCGCGCUCUCGAGCGGUCUGAACACGGUGGAGGAGCGCGUGGCCGAGCUCAAGGGGCAGCUGGGCCGGCACAGCCGCGACGCGGCCGCCAUCGAGCACCGCCUCGGGGAAGCGAAGCGAACCCUGCACGCCGCGCAGAACCUUCUAGAACGGCUGGCGGACGAGCACGACGCCUGGCGGCUGGACCUUCAAAACAUAUCGAAGGAGAUAUUAGAACUGAAUGUACGAUCACUCCUUGCCGCAGCCUACGUAGUAUAUCUUCCGGACUUAACCGAACCGCAGGCCAGGAAAACGCUAAAAGAAUGGAGCACUUUAAUAGGAUUCGAAGACGAGUCGUUCUCUGUUAUAAACUUCCUGGCCACACCCGAAAAACAGCUGAAAUGGGAAGCGGAAGGUUUGCCAAUGGAUCAGACUGCUGUUAAAAACGCUGUGCUCAUCGAACAGGCCCUGGAGACGAAUAAAUGCGGCUUCACACCCUUAGUCAUUGACCCCGACGGUGAGGCCGAGGCGUGGCUCAGGAACACUUUGGCGGACACCCAGUGCGAGUUCGUUUCCCACCAAAGCGAAAAGUUUGCGACCGCCGCGCAGUUUGCUAUUCGGCUCAGCCGCAUCCUGGUGGUGACCGAGGUGGAGACGGAACAGCUGCCCCGCUGCCCCUCCGGCUGCCGCUGGGUGCUGGUGACCAGGAGUCUGCACAGCCUCACGGACCAAUUUGUUCGCUACGCUUUACAGCAACAGAACCCAGAAGUGAACGAAAAUCUCAAAGAGAUCAAAAUAAAGAAAGCUGCAUUACAAAAGCAACAAUACGAACUGCAGGAGAACCUGCUGAGACAGCUGUCUCAGAGCGGCGACGUGUUGCACGACGCGGCGCUGCUCGCGUCGCUGAACGGCACCCGCGAGGCGGCGGACACGACGCGGCGCGCGCUCGACGCCGCGCGGGCGGUGGAGGCGAGCGCGCGCCACGCCGCCGCCAAGCACCAGCCGGCGGCCGAGCGCGCCGCCAGGCUCGCUCUGGCUGUCGGCGCGCUGGCCGCUCGCCGCCCGUUGGCAGCCCUGCCCGCGGACGAUGUGCGCCGUCUCUUCGGCGACGCGCUGCGGAAGGCGACGGACCUGAACAAUCACGAAGAUAUUAUGAAAUACUUGACAAGACGGGUCGUGGAAAGGAUUCUCUUGAGCUUGCACAAAAGAGAUAAGUAUAUAGUGGUGUUGCAUUUAUUGAAGCAGAUCUACGAAGACCUUAUACCAGAAGGACUAUGGAAUAUAUUCAUUGGAAUCUUGAACAAAUUAGAAGAUCAGAAUACGAUAAAUGAAAUCAAAACGCGCUACCCGUGGGUGUUAGAAGAUCGUAUCAAGAGAUUGGCUCAACUGAAGGUUAACAGCGAAGAGCUCUUUGACAAGAUGUCGCUGGGCAACGAGGCGCUGUGGACGGAAUUCCAGCGCGUGGGAGACCUCCGUGCUCUAGAGCGGUUGGGGCUGACUGCUUUCGAGACCGUUGUCGCGGUUAGCGUCAUGAGAACGGAUUCUCUGUACAGGGCGAUCGUCGCGUUCGUCGACGGGCUUUUAGGAGCGGGCGCGAUGUCGGGCGGGGAGGCGGGGGGCGAGCUGGUCGCCGCCGCGAGGGAGGCGCGCGGGCGGCGGUGCUGCUCU